Messenger RNA from Strigops habroptila (Kakapo), 2364 nucleotides. It is a transcript of the gene GALK2, whose product is annotated as galactokinase 2. NCBI's taxonomy places the organism in Eukaryota, Metazoa, Chordata, Aves, Psittaciformes, Psittacidae. Bases 548 to 2086 code for a protein of 512 amino acids. Gene Ontology annotation, cellular component: cytosol; cytoplasm. Gene Ontology annotation, molecular function: ATP binding; galactokinase activity. Gene Ontology annotation, biological process: galactose metabolic process; carbohydrate phosphorylation. The record is from RefSeq and is a predicted model, not a curated record. The transcript is spliced from 9 exons.
UGGAUUUCUAUUCCGCUAACCAUGCUAAUCAGGAGAAAAAGGUUUUGCCUCAGAAAGACAAGUAAAUCCACAAUGGAAUCUCAGUGUCAGUAUGCUUCUCUCAGUCCAAGCACUUAGAACUUCAUGAGUGGAAUUCUAGACGCUUUAACAUGGACACCAAAAUAAACAGUAACAGUGAGCGAGUGAGCUUGUAGAAGAAUUUGAAAAACUUAGUUCUUCAAAGUAACUGCCGCCAUUAAUCUUGAAAGGUGAACAGGAGCUAUGAGACUGCGUGUUUGAGGGAGGCUGGAAGCACCACACACCAGAAAGAUAACAAAAACAAGGGGGUGGAUAACGCCGUAGGAUAUUGCAUGGUCAGUUUAUUGUUUCCAUUACACUCGUGUUUCGCCCAGCGCACGGCGCUGAAGGCGAUGCCAACGCGGGGCGGCUACACCUGGCCCCGCGCACCGGCUUUGAAGUCUCGCUGUUGCCUGCUGAAUUCUGACAGGAAUGAAGGAGAAACCAUUCCCUCCACGCGUCGAAGCAGCUUUCAUGUCACCUCUGGGCCAUGGUGGGCGAGGAGCUGAGGGCUGAGCGGCCCCACAGCGUGCGCGCUGCGGGGUGCCGCUGUGCCUGCGAGCCGGGCCUGGGGCUGAGCGCCUCAGCCGUGCCCUGCCACCGGCGCCGGGGCGGGGAGGAGGCCGGGCUGCCAGCUCUGCCGCCCGGAAGGACGGUGUCUGCCUGUCCCGUGACCGUGGUCCAGCCGGAGACACCGCAUCGUGCGCUGCCCGCCUCAGCCGGGGCCGCCGAGGGGAGCCGCCAUGGCGGCGGAGGCUCCCGGCACCCUCCCGGUUCAGCUGGUGGAGCAGCCCAGAUUGCAGAAGCUGAAGGAGUUGUUUAUAUCAAAAUUUGGAUCGGCUCCCAAGUUUUAUGUUCGUGCACCGGGGCGAGUCAACUUAAUAGGAGAACAUAUAGACUACUGUGGUUAUGCUGUGCUCCCUAUGGCUAUAGAACAAGAUAUACUGAUUGCAGUAGAACCUGUAAAAACUCAAGUUGUGCACCUGGCAAAUACCAAUUCAUUGUAUUUGAACAUUUUGGUCUUAAUAACCCAACUGGAAUGAAUUGUCUGCUAGAUGGAACCAUCCCUCCAAGUUCUGGUCUUUCUAGCUCCAGUGCUUUGGUGUGCUGUGCAGGACUCGUGACACUAAGAGCUAAUGGAAAAACCCUCUCUAAGGUGGAACUUGCAGAAAUUUGCACAAAGAGCGAACGUUACAUUGGCACAGAAGGUGGAGGAAUGGACCAGUCAAUCUCUUUUCUGGCAGAAGAAGGAACUGCCAAGUUGAUAAAGUUCAGUCCUCUGAGGGCAACUGAUGUUAGACUUCCAAGUGGAGCAGCGUUUGUUAUUGCUAACAGUUGUGUUGAAAUGAAUAAAGCAGCAACUUCUCAUUACAAUAUUAGGGUAAUGGAGUGUCGUCUGGCUACAAAGCUUCUUUCAAAGUCAAAAGGCUUGGACUGGGAAAAAAUGUUGAGACUCCACGAUGUGCAAACUAAGCUAGGAGUUAGCCUGGAGGAAAUGCUGACCAUUGUCGAGGAGGUAUUACAUCCUGAGCCUUACAGCGCAGAGGAAAUUUGUAAAUGCCUGGGAAUUAGCCUGGAGGAGCUCCGCUCUCAGAUCCUGAGUCAAAACACGCGAGACGUUUCCACCUUUAAGUUGUACCAGCGUGCAAAGCAUGUGUACAGCGAGGCUGCGAGAGUGCUGGAAUUCAAGAAGAUAUGCAGCGAAGCACCUGCCAAUGCGCUCCAGCUGCUGGGAGAAUUAAUGAACCAGAGCUAUAUCAGCUGCAGGGAGAUGUAUGAGUGCAGCUGUCCUGAACUGGAUCGCCUGGUAGACAUCUGCCUGCAAUUUGGGGCCAUCGGGUCACGUCUGACUGGAGCUGGAUGGGGUGGCUGCACUGUGUCAAUGGUGCCUACUGACAAGUUGAACGCUUUCCUAAAAGAUGUAAAAAAAGCUUAUUACCAAAGUGAUGUCCAAAGGUUAGCACUGGAGAAGAACAGUCUGUUUGCCACCAAACCUGGAAGAGGAGCUUUGGUUUUUGUUGAGGCCUGAAGAACGUAAAAACUCUGAAACUAUGUAGGGCAUUUGGAACUGGCAGUACUUCCCAUGCCACAGCAAAUGAAUGCCUUUGCUGGUUUUUACUGUAACGAGCAGUUGCUAUUAUCAAAAUAUAUUUCUGAAGAAGUGAUUAAACAAACACUCUUUGAUUAUAAAGUCUUUUUUUUUUCCUUCCAUAGUAAAAAUAUCUUUCAGUAUAAACACUGAUUUACCAAAACCUAUUGACAAGGAAAACUGAAACCGAAAUAAAGAUGAUACUUGGUUACAGUGGA